AUGGAUGUUGGGGAAAUUUCAGUAUUGAGACUGAUUCCGAGAACACGUGGCCCACCACGGGCCGAACCGUCGAGAACGAGUAUCCAUUGGCAUGGUAUUCGUCAACAAGGCAGUAACUCUGAAGACGGUGUCAAUGGGCUGACUGAAUGCCCUCUUCCUCCAGGAGGGUCAAAAGUGUAUGUUUGGCAAGCAACAUCAUAUGGAACAUCCUGGUGGCACAGUCAUGCCUCCACACAGUAUGGCGAUGGCGUUUUCGGAGCAAUAGUUAUUCACGGUCCAACCUCGGCUGGGUACGACGUUGAUAUGGGCCCGAUCACAAUCUCGGAGAUUUACCGCACUUCAGGUGGCAGCGGGGCCGGGGCAUUAGAUGUUAUCAUCUCCACCCAAGGACCUUUGACGGAUGUGCCCGACAAAAUCCUCUUCAAUGGAACGAACGUCAAUGCGCAGGGUGGCGGAAAGCGUUUCCAGAUGACGGUCGAGCUAGGAAAGAGGUACCUGAUGCGUUUUAUAAACACGGGAGUUGAUGACUUCUACAAAGUUGGGAUUGAUGGACAUAUGAUGGAGGUCGUUGCCAUUGAUCUAACCCCUGUCAAACCUUACACCACACAAUAUGUCAGUCUAGCGAUAGGCCAAAGAUUUGAUGCCAUCAUGACUGCAAAUGGCACAGUGGGGAAUUACUGGCUACGAGCUCUUCCCAUGAAUUGUGCCAGCAACAAUUACAAUGGAAAGGGAACCCAAAAUGCCAUCAUUUCGUACAAAGGUGCGGCGCCAGCACUUCCAACCACCGCCGCAGCUCCAGUUCACGACGAUUGCCUCGACGAACCCGCCGAAAAGACCAUCCCAUUUGUUGGAAAAUCGGUUAAUGUCUCCAACUUCGACCCCAGGCAUCUUCCCGUGGCCUCUCCAUUCAAAAUCACCUCAGCGAACGAGGGUCGCGUAUUCCGCUGGUCAAUAGGAGAAACUACCCAGAAUGUGGAUUUGCAACAUCCUAUCCUGCAAAGACUCGUGCAGGGAAAUACCACAAUCUCACCGGAAGAUAAUAUGAUUGGAGUUGAUGAGAAAGAUACCUGGGCAUUUUGGUACAUCCAGAACAAUUUCUAUGAGCCACACCCCAUUCAUAUGCACGGCAACGACAUGCGAAUUCUCGCCUCCGGGGAGGGGCAAUGGGACGAAGACCUCAGCAAAUUACAAGUCAACAAUCCGAUGCGUCGUGACACCUUCAUGCUACGAGGUGGAGGCUACGCCAUUCUCGCAUUCUAUACAGACAAUCCCGGUAUUUGGUUACUUCAUUGCCACAUCGGGUGGCACGUCAGUGAAGGACUAUCUACCUCGCUUUACAUACGAAAGGACGAUAUCAAGCUUGACGCGGAGGUGGGCAAGAGUAUUGAAGAUGGGUGCACCGCUUGGAACGACUACCUCACCAACCCAACUAAGUUUACAUACCAGAAGUUUGGUUCCGGUGUUUGAUUUUUCAGUUAUAUAUCCCUGC
Messenger RNA from Hyaloscypha bicolor E, 1489 nucleotides. Its product is annotated as multicopper oxidase. The transcript is spliced from 6 exons. Gene Ontology annotation, molecular function: oxidoreductase activity; copper ion binding. NCBI's taxonomy places the organism in Eukaryota, Fungi, Ascomycota, Leotiomycetes, Helotiales, Hyaloscyphaceae. The record is from RefSeq and is a predicted model, not a curated record. Bases 1 to 1467 code for a protein of 488 amino acids.